Messenger RNA from Gastrolobium bilobum, 1928 nucleotides. Its product is annotated as probable inositol transporter 2. The coding region runs from base 99 to 1838 and encodes 579 amino acids. The record is from RefSeq and is a predicted model, not a curated record. Gene Ontology annotation, cellular component: membrane. NCBI's taxonomy places the organism in Eukaryota, Viridiplantae, Streptophyta, Magnoliopsida, Fabales, Fabaceae. Gene Ontology annotation, biological process: transmembrane transport. Gene Ontology annotation, molecular function: myo-inositol:proton symporter activity. The transcript has 6 exons.
AUCAAACAUAUUUUUUAACUUCCCCUGACUCACUAAUUACUUACUUUACUGAGGUUGGUUGUGUUCUUCAACCGAUCGAAGAACAAGAAGACAACAACAUGGAAGGAGGAGUAAUAGAAGCCGAUGUUUCUGCUUUCAGAGAAUGUUUGUCUCUGUCAUGGAAAAAUCCUUACGUUCUUCGUCUUGCUUUCUCUGCUGGAAUUGGUGGCCUUCUCUUUGGGUACGACACCGGAGUGAUAUCUGGGGCUCUUUUGUAUAUCAGAGAUGAUUUCAAAGCUGUGGAUACACAGACUUGGCUACAGGAAGCAAUAGUGAGUAUGGCCCUUGCUGGAGCAAUCAUAGGGGCUGCAGUUGGUGGAUGGAUUAACGAUCGAUUUGGAAGGAAAAAAGCAAUCCUUAUUGCAGAUAGCCUCUUCUUUAUUGGGUCUGCUGUCAUGGCUGCUGCUACCAAUCCAUCUAUUCUCAUUGUUGGUAGAGUUUUUGUUGGACUUGGUGUUGGAAUGGCCUCAAUGGCUUCCCCUUUAUACAUCUCUGAAGCUUCUCCAACCAGAGUUCGAGGAGCCCUUGUUAGUCUCAAUGGAUUUCUCAUAACUGGAGGACAAUUCCUCUCCUACCUCAUCAACUUGGCCUUCACAAAUGCACCAGGAACAUGGAGAUGGAUGUUAGGAGUAGCAACUGUACCAGCUCUGUUACAAAUUGUACUGAUGAGUAUGCUGCCAGAAUCACCGCGUUGGCUGUUCAGGAAGGGAAGAGAAGAUGAAGGCAAAGCAAUUUUAAGGAAGAUUUACCCACCCCAGGAAGUUGAAUCUGAAAUUAAUACUUUGAAGGAAUCAGUUGAACUGGAAAUCAAGGAAGCAGAAGCUUCAGAUAAGGUCAGCAUAGUCAAAAUGCUGAAAACUAAAACUGUGAGAAGAGGUUUAUAUGCAGGAAUGGGGCUUCAAAUCUUCCAGCAGUUUGUGGGGAUCAAUACAGUAAUGUACUACAGCCCCACCAUUGUUCAGUUAGCUGGUUUUGCAUCCAAUAGAACAGCACUACUUCUGUCACUUGUCACAGCUGGCCUAAAUGCAUUUGGUUCUAUAUUGAGUAUAUACUUUAUAGAUAAGACUGGAAGGAAAAAGCUUCUGCUAUUCAGUUUGUUUGGUGUUGUAGUCUCCGUUGUUGUUUUAACUGUUGUAUUCCAUCAGAGUACAACUCACUCCCCAAUGGUUAGCACAAUUGAAACCUCUCACUUCAAUAAUACUUGUCCCGAUUAUAGUACAGCUGUGAACCCUGGUGGAUGGGAUUGCAUGAAGUGCCUCAAGGCUUCUCCAGAGUGUGGCUUUUGUGCUUCUGGAACUAAUAAGCUCCUACCUGGGGCAUGUUUGAUCUCCAAUGACACCACAAAGGAUCAGUGCCAGAAAGAACAAAGGCUAUGGUACACGAGGGGAUGUCCUAGCAAAUUUGGAUGGCUUGCAAUAAUAGGCCUUGCACUCUACAUCAUAUUCUUCUCACCCGGGAUGGGAACUGUUCCAUGGGUUGUCAACUCUGAGAUUUAUCCUUUGAGGUAUAGAGGAAUCUGUGGAGGAAUGGCAUCUACUUCUAAUUGGGUCUCAAAUCUUAUUGUUGCUCAGUCCUUUCUAUCAUUGACACAAGCUAUUGGGACGUCAUGGACAUUCAUGAUAUUUAUAUUCAUCACUGUUGCAGCCAUUAUCUUUGUUAUUAUUUUUGUCCCAGAAACCAAAGGACUUCCAAUGGAAGAGGUUGAGAAGAUGCUGGAAAGAAGAUCUCUAAACUUCAAGUUUUGGAAAACAAGUUCUGAUUCUGGAGAAGUACAAACACAAAAGACUCAGUCAAUUUAAGUUAAUUGUGUUGUAUCAUACUGUAAUAUUGGAGUGUAAUCAGGGAACUAUAUAUGGGUUCAGACAAAGGUAAUAAAAUAGUAAAAUGUG